This is a messenger RNA of Cloeon dipterum, 1584 nucleotides long. Its product is annotated as probable tubulin polyglutamylase ttll-15. Lineage: Eukaryota; Metazoa; Arthropoda; Insecta; Ephemeroptera; Baetidae. The record is from RefSeq and is a predicted model, not a curated record. The transcript has 10 exons. Bases 84 to 1583 code for a protein of 499 amino acids. Gene Ontology annotation, biological process: protein modification process.
GGCAUAUGAACACAACUGCGCGUGUAGUCUGUUAAAAAAAUUGUCGGAAAGUUAAUUUGUUUUGGAAUAUUCACAAUACUAAAAUGGGAAAAAAUCAACGUGGCUCCGAAAGCAGGGUAACUGAGGGGCAUAAUCCUGUAAAAAACACUAAUAAUGGUAACAUUGCUGUUGUAAUCAUCACCCUCUUGUCAAUGUACAUGAUACAUUCAAUGAAGCAAGAGUCAACAUGCCCAAAAGAGAAGAAACCACUCGUUUGUGUUUGGACAAUAGAGACCCACAAAGGAGAUUUGCAACACGUUUAUGACUCGUUUGAAAGACUCGGUCAUCAAACAACCGACGACAUCGAUUCAGACUGGGAUGUUUUCUGGACAAACGUCGAUCCAUUCUCCAAUGAAACUCUGGAUAUGAAAAUUAGGAAUCUCAAGCCUCACCAAAGAGUGAAUAAAAUGCCUGGAGUUAAUUUGUUUGUCACUCAGAAAAUGAUGUUAUCGGUCAUCGGCAGUGCUUAUAUUCCAAAAUCAUUUCGUUUUCCGCAGCAACAGGAAGAAUUCAAUCAAUACGCAAUGGAUAAUCCUGAUAAACUUUUUGUCGAAAAAAGCAUACACCACCACGGCGUUUCCAUAAAAUCAGUUGAUGAAGUUGGAAAGAAUCCAGAAGAGACGUUCGUUCAGGAAUACGUCUCCAACCCUUUACUCAUCGACGGGCGCAAAUUCGACAUUGGGGUCUACGUCGUCGUCACGUCCCUCGACCCUUUGAGAGUGUAUGCUCUUGACGGAGAUGUCGUUUUUCGAUUUUGUGCAAAGCCGUAUGAGCCAUUUAACUCGUCAAUUUUAGCGAAAUACGUGGUUGGAAGCGAUUAUUACCCAGUUUGGAGAGUACAAGAAAUUCAGCAGUACUUAGAGCUGUCCUACGAGUAUAAAGAAGCGUUUGAUACCCACAUUCGCUCCAUCGGAAGAGAACCAGGAAAUAUUUGGAAGCAGAUUAACUCGGCCAUUCAACACGUCUUCGUAGAGCGACUGCCGAAUUUGAUGAUUCCAAAAUACAAAAUGUAUAGGCAUAUCAAAAGGAGCUUUUUUGAAUUGAUGCGAUUCGACUUCCUUGUUGACACGGAUUUCAAAGUACAUUUAAUAGAGGUCAACAUGUCACCCAAUUUGUCGUCAAUGCAGUACUCACAUAAUAGCAUUCUCUAUGACCAAAUUCUGUUCAGCACUCUUUCGCUGACAGGAAUAUCUAGUUUCUUCAAUCCAUCAUUCCAAAGCGAGCGCAGGGCAAACGAAAUGAUGGUAGCGAAGAGAAACGUUAUGGUCUACCCUGAACUUUGCUUGAAAUGCGCGGACUGUGGUUUAAGUGAAUGUCAACUGUGUGAGCCUUGCUUGACGGAUGAACUGCUGGACGAAAUUAAAGCUGCUUACAGAGAGAAUAAAAAUCAAUACAGAUUUAAAAGAGUUUUCCCUCCGAGAAUGACUCAAGAGGAUGCAAAAUCAGGAAUUUCUUCUCGAUAUGAUAAUGUAAUAACUACCGAAACUCGCCAAAUGUAUCGUUGGUUCCAAGGCAAGUGUCUCCUGGACGCAUCUUUCUGCUAGA